UGCACCCGCAGCCUGAGUCGUUUCUCCUCAACUCUGUCCCUGUCGAGGAAAUCCUCUUCUGUUGUUUUGUUUUUUUUUAACAGUCCGGUUUUCAUGGACGCACCUCUUCUUUUGUAGUCCUUUUUGGUGCGAAUUAUUCGGUGUAUCAACAUGCAGUUUCGCACAGUUCUUGAUGUAAAUGUCGUGGACGUGCAGAAGAGAAGAAAUCCCUCCAAACACUAUGUGUACCUUAUCAACGUCACUUACUCAGACACCACCUCCCACGUCAUCUACAGGAGAUACAGCAAAUUCUUCGACCUGCAGAUGCGAAUCCUUGACAAAUUCCCAAUCGACGGAGGGCAGAAGGACCCGAAAAAGAGGAUUAUCCCUUUCUUGCCAGGUAAAGUCUUGUUUCGCCGCAGUCACAUCAGAGACGUGGCCGUCAGACGGCUGAAGCAUCUGGAUAAUUACUGCAAAGCGCUGAUGAAGCUUCCCUCCCAUAUUUCUCAGAGUGAGGAGGUCCUCAAGUUCUUUGAGACAAACACGGAGGACCUCAACCCUCCCAUAGAAGACUGUGGCGGCUCUGGCAAACGUAAGUCAGGUCUGGAUGCUUCGGACCCCAUGCUCCUGGAACAGUAUGUGGUGGUGGCCAACUACGAGAAACAAGAGCCUGCAGAAAUCAGCCUUCAAGCGGGCGAGGUGGUGGACGUCAUUGAAAAGAGUGAAAGCGGCUGGUGGUUCGUCAGCACCUCAGAGGAGCAGGGGUGGGUCCCCGCUACUUACCUCAACUCCAACAGUGGCACGAGGGACGACUCGGAGGUGGGCGCCUCCAAAGCCGGAGAAGUUACUAAGCGCCAAAAGGCUCAUCUGAAGAGGCUGGACCGGAGAUGGACGUUGGGGGGCGUCAUCAGCCGCCAGCAGAGCCGAGAGGAGAAGUACGUAACGGUGCAGCCUUAUACGAGCCAGGGCAAAGAUGAAAUUGCUUUUGAGAAAGGCGUCAUUGUGGAGGUCAUUCAGAAGAACCUGGAGGGCUGGUGGUUUAUCAGGUACCAGGAUAAGGAGGGUUGGGCUCCAGCCUCGUACCUCAAGAAGGUGAAGGAUGACCUCUCUCCCCGGAAGAAGAACGUCACUGGCCCGGUGGAGAUCAUCGGCAACAUCAUGGAGAUCAGCAACUUGCUCAACAAGAAGGCUUUGAGUGAGAAGGACAUGCAGACCGACGGAGUCCCGGAGAGUCCACAGGUCUCCAGAAAGGAGAUCAGCUUGCCAUUUCCCUGCAAUGAGUCCAGUCCCGUUCAAGCCCCUCAGGAUGGGAAAAGCAAAGCAGAGCCCGCUUCGCCAGCUGUAGCCCGGAUUGCUCCUCAUCGAGUCGAAAUUGGUUCCCCCGUGCUCAGGCAAAAACCUCCUCCUCGAAGAGACGCCACCUUGGGAUUUCAGCUACCUUCCCCACCAGAGCCCCCUACAGUUGAAGCGGAGUAUUACACCAUUGCAGAGUUUCAGUCAUGUAUAUCUGAUGGCAUCAGUUUCAACGGAGGACAGAAAGCAGAGGUCCUUGAGAAGAACUCUGGGGGUUGGUGGUAUGUCCAGAUUGGGGAGAAGGAGGGCUGGGCUCCCUGCUCCUACAUUGAUAAACGUAAGAAGCCCAACCUCAAUCGCAGGACAAGCACUCUCUGCCGCCCAAAAGUUCCACCUCCAGCUCCCCCUGUGAAAAAGCAAGACUCGGUUGAGACUGCACCGCCAAGUAGCCCUGGGUCUGAGGCUCCUGAAUCUCCCGUCUCCGCCGGGAGGCCAGUUUACGAAGAGCCAGAGUAUGACGUCCCUGCCAUCGGAGAUCUGGACUUGGAGUCUGAAUUUGAGUUUCUGAGAGGAGAGGGUUCUCUGGUGGAUGUAAAGCAUGAGGACACUUCUUCUGAGAAGGGAUCCCAUCUGUCCUCCAAGCCUUCCCCAGCUUCAUCGCUCCACAGCGCCUCCUUCAAGAUGGGCGAGUCAUUUGAAGAUGGCCACGAGGCGGAAGGGGAGGCCGAAGGAGAAGAAUGUAUUUACGAGAAUGACGGCUUCCAGCUCUUCAGGGAGACUCCGGACAGGCAGUGCAGCCGGGACUCAAAUUCCUCCAAGACAAGUGUUUUGUCCGAAACAGGCAAGACUGCAAACCCAGCACCAGGCGGAUGGAAACCUGCAGGGAACAAGCUCAAGAUCGACUUGAACGGAAGCUCACUUUUAACCAAACCCGAGGAGUCUUCUAGUCCUAAAUCUGCAUCCAGUGAGUCCACCCCAGACUUGUCCAGACCAAAGAAAGACGAAGAAGAAAACAAGUCAUCCUCUUCCAUCAAGUCCUCCUCAAAGCUCAGGCCAGUGGUGAGGCCCAAACCGCAGCUUACAAAGGCAUCCAGUGCGGAGAAAAUGGACAUCAGCACUUUGAGGAGACAGCUGCGGCCCACAGGGCAGCUGAAGAACGGCACCAAAACCAAAGGGGAGGACUCAGAGACAGCAUCAGUGAUUUCUUCUGAGGACUCCUUCUCUUCUCAGAGCACGUCCGACCUUUCCUCCAUUUACUCUAAAGGCAGCCGCGGCGACUCGGACGUGGAAGGCUGCAGCCUGUAUCGCACAACAGAUCCCUAUGAGAAAGUUCAGGAGUCUGAGCUCACCUUUCCCGCUGGGGUGGAGGUUGAGGUGCUGGAGAAGCAGGAGAGCGGCUGGUGGUACGUCCGUUGGGGAGAUGCAGAAGGAUGGGCUCCAACUUACUUCCUAGAGCCGGUCCGACAGCAAGACGACACGGCAGGGUCUGAAUCUGAUGGCACCCCAACCAAACCUGGAAGCCUUAGCAAGUCCAACAGCCUGGAGAAGAAUGAACAAAGGGUGCGGGCAUUGAACAACAUCAACCAAAACCUGAAGAAAGUCACUCCACCCAUCCCUUCCAAGCCACCGGGCGGCCUCUCCAAACCCAGCAGCUUGUUUGGCUCGCUAAAGCAGAACAGCACCAAACAGCAGCAGGUCGUCAGACCUCAGUCUGUCUUCAUAUCAGCUCCCGUCAGAGACGGCGCUAUUCCAGUGGGCUCCCUCAGGAGAAACGAGUCUCUCAACUCAACGGACCACCCACGCUCAAGCCCCACGGUGAGACGCAAUGCCUCCUUUGGCACCGUGCCGCGCAGCCUGGCGCCAAACAACAUAACACUACCCAAAAGGAACAGAUCCGGUACCGGUAGCUCCGAGUCCCUCGGACUCGGCUCGCAGAAGAACCUCCUCCCUGUGUCCACAGUGAAGCCCAAGCCCCACAUCAUCCAUAAUAACCUCAGAGAGGUGUACGUCUCCAUAGCAGAUUACCACGGUGAUGAGGAGACCAUGGGCUUUCCUGAGGGGACAAGUCUGGAGGUUCUUGAAAGGAACCCCAACGGCUGGUGGUACUGCAAAGUUCUGGACAAUGGUCGACCACGGAAAGGAUGGGUUCCCUCAAAUUACCUCGAGAAGAAGCACUAGCACUCGUGUGUAGAGCUGGCAGAACUCUGGACAGCGUGUAAAGACUACUCUUAAAAAGAAAAAAAAAAAAAAAAAAAAGACUUAUUUUGUGAGAAACCCCAAGAUUGAAAUCUUACCUGGUACCUUUGCCAAAAAAAAAAAAAAAAAAAAGCAGCCAGAUCAAAUUUUCACUUUGAAAUGAAACAACUCAUCUGGUAAAUUGAGU
Molecule: messenger RNA, 3655 nt
Organism: Salarias fasciatus (jewelled blenny)
Lineage: Eukaryota; Metazoa; Chordata; Actinopteri; Blenniiformes; Blenniidae
Product: SH3 and PX domain-containing protein 2A-like
Exons: 14
Coding region: 151-3450 (1099 amino acids)
Biological process (GO): superoxide anion generation
Cellular component (GO): cytoplasm
Molecular function (GO): phosphatidylinositol binding; protein binding; superoxide-generating NADPH oxidase activator activity
Source: RefSeq, a predicted model, not a curated record